Molecule: messenger RNA, 1199 nt
Organism: Lactuca sativa (garden lettuce)
Lineage: Eukaryota; Viridiplantae; Streptophyta; Magnoliopsida; Asterales; Asteraceae
Biological process (GO): response to hormone; regulation of DNA-templated transcription
Molecular function (GO): DNA binding
Source: RefSeq, a predicted model, not a curated record
CAGUGUAGUAAUAGUGUACCACACUACCACGUAUGUAAUGUACCAUCAGAGUUCCAAAUCCAAACACUACCCAUCUGCAAUAUGUAUUCCGGCAACGCAUAUCCAUCUUUUUUAUCGACGAUUGAUCCGGAACAGCUCCAACUCAGCAUCGCCGCAGAUGAGCAGGCCUUCGGAGGAUCCAUCGCCAAUCCGAUGGCCACUAAUAUCCAUGGUCAGCCUCUGUGGUACGGGAAUUUCAGUAAUAUACGCAUGGACAGUCAUGCCACGAUGGACAUCGACAGUAGCGGUGGUCAACCACCUUCCAUCGGAGAUGUGAGGCAAAUGGUCGUUUCUGAACCCUCCGGCAGUAAUCAGAUGUCCAGCGAUGGACAACCACCGUCGGUCAAUGACUUAUGCAGACGAGAACCAUCUCAAAGUGAGGCAUCCUGCAACCGCUAUGAGGGUCCUGAUGAACAUGAAGUUCAGCAGGUUAUUAUAUCUGAAUUAAAUGAUGGGGUCUACAAGAGAGGAACAGUUGGAAGAUCCAAUUAUAUUGAUGCAUACGCUGGAAGGUUUGGAGUUCCACAAAUGGCUUUCAACUCCAUUAAUUCAACCAUAAACAAUGGUGGUUUAUUGAACAGUGGUGUUUGGGCUCCACCACAACGACCACAACCAAUUCAGCAAAUGCGGACGUAUAUAAGGGUCUACAAAAGAGGAGCUGUUGGAAGAUCAAUUGAUAUUACUUCAUAUUCAGGGUAUGAUGAGCUUAAACAAGAUCUUGCUCGAAGGUUUGGUAUCGAGGGUCAACUGGAUGAUCAACAGAGAAUUGGGUGGAAACUUGUGUAUGUGGAUCAUGAGAACGACGUUCUCCUUGUUGGGAAUGACCCUUGGGAAGAGUUUGUAAUCUGCGUAAAGUCCAUCAAAAUCUUAUCUCCUCAAGAAGUUCAGGAAAUGAGCUUGGAUGGUGAAUUUGGUGGGAAUAAUGUUGUUCCAAAUCAAGCUUGCAAUAGUCCGGUGGUGGAACAGUUUAAUGGUCGUCUAAUUAACUUCUUUUAACCUCUAGGAAGUUCUUCAGCCAUUGAUCCCGUGUUCCUAGUUUCUUGGAUAUAUUAGUACAAAAAUGCAUCAUCAUUAUCAUCAUCAUCAUCUAUUUGUACAAGUAAAUGCUUAGACUUGUUGCCCAUGAGUUGCAGUUAUUUUCAUUUAUAAAAGCCUUUACA